AUAUUUGUCAUCUGAAGAAGCGGGUUCUGCCCAAUAAAGCACAUGAUGCUAUGUAUGUAUUUGUGUUAGUCUCUAAGGUGCUACAGGACCAUUGUUGUUUAUUAAAGCAGAAUGGCUACAAGAUGUCUGUCUUUUUGUUUAGAUACCAAAUUGUUUGCUCAGAAACAAGUUUUUUGGAUAUCCUCUUAUUAGAGCACAUUCUGGUCUGAUUCAGCAAAAUAAAGAGAUUUGCUUGAGACCCUGCAGACGUAGAAGUUCCUCAGCAGCCUCUGGUAAAACUGAAGAGGAUGACUUACUCAAAUGGGGCCUUUUACUGAUCCCCAUCACCACAUUUUGUCUUGGUACAUGGCAGGUCCAGCGUCGGAAAUGGAAGCUAAAAUUGAUAGCAGAUUUGGAGUCAAGAGUAGCAUCAGAGCCCACUCCUCUUCCUAUAGACCCCAUGGAGCUGAAGGAGCUGGAGUACAGGUCUGUUAAGGUCCGAGGGUAUUUUGACCACUCCAAAGAGCUGUAUAUUUUGCCUCGUUCAUUGGUGAAUCCUGAACGAGAGGCCAGAGAAGCUGGAAGCCUGACAUCCAAUCCAGAGAGUGGAGCAAAUGUCAUUACUCCUUUCUACUGCACAGACCUAGGGAUCACAAUUCUAGUCAAUCGAGGAUUUGUCCCUAAAAAGAGGGUGAAACCAGAGACGAGACUGAAAGGACAGAUCCGAGAUGAAAUAGACCUCAUUGGGGUGGUGAGGCUGUCAGAAACCCGGAAGCCUUUUGUGCCUGAAAACAACAUAGAAAAGAACCGCUGGCAUUAUCGUGACCUAGAGGCUAUGGCGAGGGUGACUGGUGCUGAGCCCAUCUUUAUCGAUGCAGAUUUCAGGAGCACAGUCCCAGGGGGACCCAUUGGAGGCCAGACAAGAGUGACCUUGAGGAAUGAACAUAUGCAGUACGUAAUAACCUGGUAUGGCUUGUGUGCUGCAACAUCCUACAUGUGGUACAGAAAGUUCAUACAAAAAAUACCCCUCUGAGAGAAGGUCCUUGUGGAUCAUUCCCCAGUGCAACAGACAAGACCCCAAGCUGUUGGAAGACCCAAAGAGAAGGAACUGCUCCAGCUAGUGAAAGAACCAGAGUUCAAAAUUGCAGGGUUUAUUUGAGUCUUCAUCCCAAGCUGGCUCUGGCUCCUCAAGUGCUGCUUGUGGCUAUGCUGCUCUGUAAAUCAGUGCAGCUCAUGAACUGGCCUAAACUGAUUGGCUUCUGAACAAGAAAUCCAUAUGUUCCGGCAUCAUGAUUCUAGCUACUCAGUGAAAACUGAGCUUUAGAUUCCCAGGAGUUAACAACUGCUACUAUUAUAACAAACUCUUAUUGAGAAAGUGUGAUUUAGAUGAGGUUGGCUGGGUAGUGCUUAGGCCAUCAUUUGCCUUACCUGUUUUACAAGGGGCACUAAUUUCAAAUUGAUGGCUACUGUUGCCUGCAAGGUGAUAAUUCAGGAAAUGCUUUAUCAAUCAUAAGGAGACAGCAUGUCUAGUUUGAGUAUGCCUGUCAUGAUUGUGGAAAUGAUUAGAAAUUCCUCAUUUAAAGUCCACUUGUGUCAAACAAUCAGGUCCUCAGGAUUAUUUUAAGAAUGCAUGUUACAGUGCAAGGAUUGCAGAUUUAUAAAGGGCUCUUGAUAUA
Pelodiscus sinensis (Chinese soft-shelled turtle) is the source of this 1655-nucleotide messenger RNA. The record is from RefSeq and is a predicted model, not a curated record. NCBI's taxonomy places the organism in Eukaryota, Metazoa, Chordata, Testudines, Trionychidae.